Messenger RNA from Closterium sp. Yama58-4, 1809 nucleotides. The record is from the annotation of a GenBank genome assembly. NCBI's taxonomy places the organism in Eukaryota, Viridiplantae, Streptophyta, Zygnematophyceae, Desmidiales, Closteriaceae.
AUGGCUGGAAUAGCAACAGUGGUGGCGGCUGCAGGCAUUGAGGGAGCGGCAGGAGGAGCAAGCAGAGGAGGGGUAGAAAGGGACGUCGAGAAUGAUUGCCUGAAUGCUGGACCAUCGAGGAACGCUGCCGCUGCUACUGCUGCUGCGGCUGCCGCGGCUGCUGCUGCAGCGGCGGCGGCUGCUGCGAUGGCAGGGGGGAUGGGGUUUGUGGGAGGGCACGGGCAAGCGCAAGAGGCGGAUGGUAGGCUGAUGACGGGUGGUGGUGAGCAGGAGCGGUUCAAAUGGGUGAAUGGAGGUGGAGAAGGGUCAGGUGGAGCGGGAGGAGUGUCGGGCAUGGGUGGUGGUGCGGUGGGGAUGCCAGGGGGUGCAGGGGAGGGGCUGGUGGGGCUGCCUGCGUGGGACUCUGCAGAGUUUGAGGCAGUCAGGCGGCAGUAUCCAGCCUUCUCGGCCUACUUUCUGGAGUUCUCCCGUGCGCUGCACGCCCUCUACAAGGACGCUCCCAUUCGCCCUCCCGCUCUCGCACCCAUCCAAGCACAGGGCAACCCCUCUGCUCCUCUUCCGCCGCCUCCUGCCCCUUGUGCUAAUUUGUGGACAAUUGACUCGGAUGGUUUGAAAGUUUUCCAUGGAUUUGCUGUGCCACUCGCUCCCGCGUCGCAGCAACGCGCCGAGCAUGGGCUGAGCCAAUCUAGCAACGGACGGCUCGCUCGCGAGGACGGCACCGCGGCGCCGGAGACGCGCGGCGGAUGCCCGGCGAGCGAUGGCCAAUCGGAUCGCUGCUUGGUUCUGGGGCCUUCGAGCAGCGGGCUGGCGUCCGUGCUGCUGAGCGUGGCGUGUCGGCUGGCAGCGGCGCAUCCCCGCCGCCCCGUCAUCUUCGUCGCUCGCACUGGCGCCCUCGACGCCCACCCACCGCUGCUCCCUGCCGUGCGCUCCCUUGGAUUCCCUUUCUACUCGCAUAACACGCUUCCCAGACGCUCUCACAUCUCAAUCUUUAUCUCCCUGAUCAACACUUCCAAACCUAAUUCCGCCCACCCCCGUUUCCCCCACUCUCCCCCCACUCCCGCACCUCUUCCAUCCUCUUUACCCCGGUGCCCCAUUCUCCCCCUCCCCCCCGCCUUCCCCCUUCCUCUCUCUCAGCUAUGUGGAGAGCACGGAAGAGUUGCGGCAAUUUGCAGCUGCAACCCGCCUACUGCGUGUGCAGCGCGUGUCCCCCCUCUGCCGUGUGCCAUUCUGGUGCAUGACCUCAGCAGCUUGCUCCGCCCUGACCUCACAGCGAAGCAGCGGGAGAUGGAGGCAGUGCGGUCUGUGGCGCUGCUGGCUGAUGCUGCUGCUUUCAUCAGCCAAGCAGAAGGCACAAGAAACACCUCGGGCAUUGCAACUGCUGGUCUUUCAUCCAGCCAUACCUCCCCCAGCAGCAACACUACCACUACCACUGCCAAUGCCGCUGCCACCGUUGCUGUCCCUCCUGCCACUGCUGCUGGCACUGGUUGCACGCUGGUCGUUACAGAGUGCUUUCCUGAUGCCGCUCUUGAUCCAGAUGUGCCUCUGCUUGUGCCGUCACAGCAGCUGCCUGCUGCACCAUCUGCAGCCCUGCCUCCUCGUGUUGCUGCUCUGCUUGCCCGCUUUCACCACCUCUUGCGAUGGCUCCCCCAAACCUUCCUCUCACUGCCCACUGCGCAUCCUUGCCAGUUUCGCAUGCUUCCUCUUCAGCUCGCAUCAUCCCUCCAUCCACAUCAUCAAUCUCACCACCAACACGAGCAAGCACUUAUGGACCGUGGGUUUAGUCUGUCAGGAGAGCAGGGGGUCUCAUAG